AUGAUAAACAAGGUAUUUAGCUCUAUAAUUUUGUUUGUGGCAAGUUUAUUUUGUACUGCCAAGGCUCAAUCUGUUCCAAGAGAUGCAACAAGCAUACAAAUUACACUCUGGUUGAGUGUUUCCCUAGCUGCUACUUUGAUCGUCUUUCUAUAUUUCAUGAUUAAGACUGCACCAAAUACUGGGAGAGAUCCUCUGUUAAAUAUGAGAAUCAAAUCAGAGGCAGAUAAGUCAAAGUAA
Cryptosporidium ubiquitum is the source of this 237-nucleotide messenger RNA. RefSeq lists its product as uncharacterized. The transcript is spliced from 2 exons. NCBI's taxonomy places the organism in Eukaryota, Apicomplexa, Conoidasida, Eucoccidiorida, Cryptosporidiidae. The record is from RefSeq and is a predicted model, not a curated record. Bases 1 to 237 code for a protein of 78 amino acids.